AUGUUCGUUUUACAUGAUGACGAGCAGUUCGAGGAAAGCAAACCGACAUCGCCUAAUACGAACGGAACGGCUGAUGUUCGUUUGUUCUCGUCUUGUGUUUGAUAUGAUGGUGAUGAUGAUGAUGAUGAUGAUGAUGAUGAUGAUGAUGAUGAUGAUGAUGAUGAUGAUGAUGAUGAUGAUGAUGAUGAUGAUGAUGAUGAUGUGAUGAUUAUGACGGCAAUGAUGGAGCGAUAA
This is a messenger RNA of Angiostrongylus costaricensis, 234 nucleotides long. The record is from the annotation of a GenBank genome assembly. Lineage: Eukaryota; Metazoa; Nematoda; Chromadorea; Rhabditida; Metastrongylidae.